CUACCCAAAAUAAAUACCCAGUCCCCUCUGUUCAACUCAAAACACCUUUAUAAAACACCCUUCUUUUUUUUGUUCGUCGAUCCAUUGGCAUUGUUCGGAUUCUGAGAAAUCCACCGGUACUACCAUCACGGGAAAAAUUGGUAGAGAGAGAUACUGGAAAGAAAAAGCUCCAUGGCGUUUGAAGCUGAUCACAAUCUCAAGGCAACCGAGCUCAGGCUGGGGUUGCCGGGGACAGAUGAGUCUGAGAAUCAACAAACUAGGAACAACAAGAGAGCGCUGCAUGAGACGGCGGAGGACGGUGGCGCGAAGGGUGGCUGCGAUGCCAAGCACGGAGGCCAAGAAAGUGCACCCACCGCCAAAGCACAAGUUGUUGGGUGGCCACCAAUCAGAUCCUACCGGAAGAACACCUUCCUGCCGAAGAAGAAUGAGGUGGAGACUGGGGUGUACGUGAAAGUGAGCAUGGAUGGAGCUCCUUAUCUGAGGAAGAUUGAUUUGAAGGUUUACAAUGGCUAUCCGGAGCUGCUGAAAGCUUUGGAGAACAUGUUCAAGCUCACCAUAGGUGAAUACUCUGAGAGAGAAGGCUAUAGAAGAUCAGAAUAUGCACCAACUUAUGAAGACAAAGAUGGAGACUGGAUGCUGGUUGGAGAUGUUCCUUGGGACAUGUUUGUGUCAUCCUGCAAGAGGCUGAGAAUAAUGAAAUGGUCAGAGGCAAGUGGGUUUGAAUGUGGGGUAUGAAAAGGCUGCAAAACGGAGAAACCCAUGACAGAACUGGAAGAGAGGAUAGAUCUCUCUCAAGAAGAAAAAAUCUUUCAGCUUGGGUUGUCGAUGAAUUUUCGUGUGGAAGCUGUUUUCUCUUGACUCGGAGAAAACGAGAAAUCAGAUGUUAAAAUUACAGUAUGUAGUUGUUGCAGCAGAUCUGUGGAAGUUUAAGGUCUGUAGUGAUGUUAUUUGGUUUGUUUGUAAUAAUUCCAUCCAACCAAAACAAGAAUACUUGCUUCAGCAGCAAUUGUAUAGAGAGAUAGGCGCAGAACUUUUUUCUCCCAAAGUUUUGGUUAUUUUGUAUUAAUAUGAAAUACUUGGGUUUGCAACAAUAUAUGGUGUUCAGAGCUUUGUUCUGGUACUGUCUAA
Messenger RNA from Diospyros lotus (date-plum), 1128 nucleotides. RefSeq names its product auxin-induced protein 22B-like. The transcript is spliced from 4 exons. NCBI's taxonomy places the organism in Eukaryota, Viridiplantae, Streptophyta, Magnoliopsida, Ericales, Ebenaceae. The record is from RefSeq and is a predicted model, not a curated record. Gene Ontology annotation, cellular component: nucleus. Gene Ontology annotation, biological process: regulation of DNA-templated transcription. Gene Ontology annotation, molecular function: protein binding. The coding region runs from base 172 to 735 and encodes 187 amino acids.